AUCUGAUGGCACUCCUUUAGAACUGAUCAUUGACUUUGGUGCCGGGGUCACCGUUGAAUGCCAGAAAGCAAUUAGCUCCCUCCAUUGUCAGUCUUCUUCCGUCCGUUCACUUCACCCUGUACGAUGGAAAAUGAGGUGGUUCCUGCUACGAGCGCCGGCGGCCGCGAAGGCGAUCUGCAGAUCUGGGCGUCCGGCAGCGGCAUUGGGGAGGAAGUGGGGCUUCUGAACUCCGCCCUGAGGCAAAUGAAAUCGGUGCUUGCCGAUGUGGAGCGGAAGGAGAUCCAGAACGUGCAGCUGGUGCGAUCUCUCAAGGAAGCCCAUCAUGCGGCUUCGCAGGCCGAGGACCUCCGGGGCGAGCUGGAGUACUACCGCAUCCAGGAGAAGGUAGAGAGGGAGGAGCAUGACUGCAUGGAUGGUCUGAUCGAUGAACAGGACAUGGUGUUGCAGGAACUGACAUACCUGUUUCAGGCUGAGGAAGACACCACAGAGAGUUCUACUUUUUGCACAGAAGAUUCAUCACCGGCCUCUCCAAUUGUGGUCCCUGCCGGUAACAUUAGCCCGGGGCAUCUUCUUGCCAUCUCAAGUGAGAUAAAUGAUCACAUUGAGUCAUGCCACAAUAUGAUCAAGGAUCUACCGGAGGCUUUAGAGAUUGAAGAAUGGAAUGACCUUAUCCGUAUUGAGAUGAAAAAACAGAGCACAGGGACUGAUCCCCGGGAGACGUCAUCAUGUCCUACUGAACCCAAAGUUUAUGGUAGGGACCAAGAGCAGGACCUGAUAAUAAACAAGUUAACGAGUGAGAAAUCCGCUGGGGAAAACCUCUCCGUCCUUGCCAUCGUCGGUUAUGGAGGUGUUGGAAAGACUACUUUGGCUAAUGCGGUAUUCAAUGACUCUCGUGUGUCAAAACAUUUUGAAGAACGAUUAUGGGUUUAUGUUUCUGUAUAUUUUGAUCAAGCCAAGAUUAUGCACAAAUUGUUGGAGUCCUUGAUUGGGGACAAGCACGAAAAACUCACUAGCUUGAAGGAACUCCAGGACAACCUAAAAUAUGCACUGAAAUCGAAACGGGUGCUACUUGUACUGGACGACAUGUGGGAAGACACACAAGAGGAAAGAUGGCGUGAUCUGCUAACUCCACUGCUUUCCAAUGAUGUCCAGGGAAAUAGGGUUCUGGUCACCACUCGGAAGCCAUCUGUUGCAAAAUUCACGAGAGCUACAGAUCACAUUAAUCUGGACGGUUUAAAGCCAGAUGACUUUUGGAAAUUGUUUAAAGAAUGGGUCUUCGGAAAUGAGAACUUCACAGGAGAGAGGAUAUUGCAGGAAGUUGGGAAGAAGAUAGUUGUUCAGUUAAAAGGAAAUCCUUUAGCAGCAAAAAGUGUGGGCACAGUAUUGAGAAAUAAACUUGACGUUGAUUUCUGGACAACAGUUCUAACUCAUAAUGAAUGGAAGCACGGGGAAGAUGACUAUGAUAUAAUGCCGGCCUUGAUGAUCAGCUACAAAUAUCUGCCUGAUGACCUCAAGCCCUGUUUCUCGUACUGUGCUGUGUUCCCAAAGUAUCAUAGGUAUGAUAAAGAAUGUUUGGUCAAUAUGUGGAUAGCCCUCGGUUUGAUAUGUUCCACCGACAUGCAUAAACGAUUGGAGGACAUUGGAAGUGAAUUUUUCAAUGACUUAGUCGAAUGGGGAUUUCUCCAAAAAGAAUUUGAAUUUGGAAGCUUACUUAUCAUGCAUGAUCUCAUUCAUGAUUUGGCACAGAAGGUCUCAUCUCAUGAGAACUUCACUAUAGUGGACAAUGAGUCUGGAGAAGCACCACAGCUUAUUCGUCAUGUCAGUAUAGUCACAGAAUGGCAGUACAUGACACAAACAGAUGGCAGCGUGGGUCCUAAUGAGGAUUUUCUGCAAGGUUUUUCCAGUUUCUUCGGCGAGUUGCAACAAAAGAAGCUAAGCACAGUGAUGUUAUUUGGGCCACAUGACUUGGACUUUGCACACACAUUUUGUCAAGAACUGACUGAAGUGAAGUCAAUCCGCGUGUUGAAAUUGGAGAUGGCAGUCUUUGAUUUGGAUUCACUAAUAGGUAACAUCUCAGAAUUUGUCAAUCUUCGUUAUCUGGAGUUGGGAUGCAUUUAUAAGGGACCCAGGCUGGAAUUGCCAGAGUUUAUAUGUAAGCUGUAUCAUCUGCAAGUCCUGGAUAUAAAGAAGAACUGGGGAUCUAGCACAGUUAUUCCGAGAGGCAUGAACAAGCUUGUUAACUUGCGCCAUUUUAUUGCUAUUGAAGAGUUAGUUGCAAAAGUACCUGGGAUAGGGAAGAUGGUUUCCCUUCAAGAGCUCAAGGCAUUUGGUGUCAGAAGGGUGGGUGAGUUCAGCAUAUCACAGCUGAAAAGGUUGAAUCAUCUCAGAGGAUCAAUUAGCAUUUACAAUCUUGGUCAUGUAGGAAGCCAACAGGAGGCCAUUGAAGCAAGCAUCUGUGACAAGGUCCACCUCACUACUUUGCAGUUAUCAUGGUAUCCUGUGUCUGGGCAGAGAGCUGGUUUUUCAAGUGAACUUCCAAUCCUUGAGGAUCUUAGACCACAUGCUGGCCUUGUGAAUCUGAGAAUCGAGGCAUGUAGAAAUUCUGUUCCGUCAUGGCUCAGCACCAAUGUUCAUCUCACCUCACUGCGGUCACUUCAUCUGAAUAACUGCUCCAGGUGGCGCACAAUUCCAAAACCCCAUCAGCUGCCUCUACUUCGGGAGUUGCAUUUGAUUAACAUGGUUUGUCUUCUGAAAAUUGAGAUUGGCUGUCUGGAGAUACUUGAAUUGCGCAAUUUGCAAAGAUUGACGCAGUGCAGAUUUGUGGACAAGGAGCAGUUAGCUGUGAAUCUGAGGGUUCUUGAAGUAGAGUACUGCGAUAGAUUGGGUGAGUUCCCUGAGGAGCUAUUCAUCUCGAAUGAUCUGCAAAGUGAAUGUCAGUUCACUCGUCUUCGCAGGCUUCAGGCAUAUAAGAAUGAGAAGAGCUUCGAUCACACUAACAUUUGCCACCUUUUGCUCAUAGAUUCUUUGACGGAUAUACACUUGUCCUUGCAUUCUAAUCUUGGGGAAUUUCGGCUUCAACAAGUAGGCCUGCCAAAUAGGUUGUGCAUGAAAAUGAAUGGAAGUCGAGACGCUUUGAGAAUAGAGGGAAGAUUGUUCCCUUUUGGCAAACUCAGGAGUCUAGUGGAGCUUGAGAUCAGCAAUUAUCCACUUCUGACGUCCUUACCAUGGGAAGGCUUUCAACAGUUGGCAUCACUGAAGAAGUUGAAGAUGAUCAGAUGCUCUAAACUUUUUUUGGGAAGUGUUGAGCUGUCUCUGCCACCAUCAGUCGAAGAACUCGAGUUCAGUUUCUGCAACAUUACGGGGACACAAGUAUCACAAUUCCUGGUGAAUCUUAAGUCACUAAAGAACCUCAAACUAAUUAAUUGUGAAGAAGUGACAUCCUUGCCUGUAGAGUUGUUUACAGAUGAACAGAACCAAUUGGCAGAAGGCUCUUGGCUCAUCCCUCCCAACUGUGUUACCACUUUGGAAAGCUUGCAUAUCUCUUUUGGGAUUGAAGGUCCAACGAUGCAUUUUUCGAGCAAGAAAGGUCUUGGAAGAUUUGUAUCUCUUAAGAAAGUUGUCAUUGAAAAUUGCCCGAUUCUCCUGUCCACAAUGGUUUCAGGAGGUACAUCUGACAUACAUCGGUCUUCUCUAAUAAAACUGCAUGUGCAGGGAAUCAAAGACAGCUUUCUGCAACUCUCAGAAAUCUCUUCACUUGUUGAAUUACUCAUCUCUAAUUGCCCAGCUUUGACGUGUGUCAACCUUGAUUUUUGCACUUCAUUACAAGAGCUACAGAUUGUAGGAUGUGAAUUGUUAUCGUCACUUGAAGGUUUGCAGUUAUGUAAAGCAUUGAGCAAGUUGAGCAUACAAGGUUGUACUGUUCUCUGUUCACUCAAUGUAUCGCUCAACACUCUCACAGAACUGAGCAUAGAGAGGAAUCCAAAUUUGGAAGAUCUGAACCUGCAUUCCUGUACGGCACUGCAGAAACUAUGCAUCGAAAACUGCACUAAAAUGGCAUCGUGCGAAGGUCUUAAAUCCCUUGUUGGUCUCGAGGACUUGAAAGUUGUAAAUUCUCCAGGCUUCACAAUGUCAUGGUUAUCAGCAGCGGCAGAAGGAUGCAGCCAACAUAACUACUUCCCACAAACACUGCAGGUGCUUGAUACUGAUGACAUUGGUUUCCUAUGUAUGCCCAUAUGCAGUCAGUUAUCUUCUCUUAAGACACUGAUUGUUCAUGGAAAUCUUGAGUCACCACUUGGUCAUCUGAAGGUAUUGACAGAUGACCAUGAGAAAGCACUGGUACGACUCAACUCACUGAGACAUCUUGAAUUUGACAAGUUUGAGCAUCUCAAAUCUCUGCCAGCAGAAUUUCAAUCCCUUACCUCACUGAAAAGACUGACUCUUGAUAAAUGUGGACGUAUCUCUUCCCUACCGGUGGGGGGUCUCCCAGCUUCGCUCAAGGACAUGGAUGUUAAUCAUUGCAGCCACCAGCUAAAUGCGUCAUGCAGAAAGAUGCGCCGAUUUCGGAAGAUACAUGUAAGAAUUGAUGGGACUGAUGUGGAAUGAAGUUGCUUGCCACGCGUGCUUCUGUGUGCCUUAGUUCCUGAUUCUGAUUUUCGGGUUUGAGAGCUUCAGACAUUGAGUGUCAGCUACCCUUUCCUCCAUGAUCCUUGACCUUGAGGUUGCCUAUCUUGCGAAGGAAGAUAUUGCCCAAAAGUCGGUUGGCUCGCAACUCUAGUUUGUAGGUUGUUUGUUUCUUUUUUCUUUCCCUUUCGCUCCUAGUCAAGAUGUAAAUAUCGGUGUACUUUGUUUUUCCUUUUCUGUAUCUUAAUGAAAUUGGCAGACGCAUGCGGUUUCUCGUCAAA
Messenger RNA from Brachypodium distachyon (stiff brome), 4901 nucleotides. Its product is annotated as putative disease resistance protein RGA3. The record is from RefSeq and is a predicted model, not a curated record. NCBI's taxonomy places the organism in Eukaryota, Viridiplantae, Streptophyta, Magnoliopsida, Poales, Poaceae. The transcript is spliced from 3 exons. The coding region runs from base 124 to 4602 and encodes 1492 amino acids. Gene Ontology annotation, molecular function: ADP binding. Gene Ontology annotation, biological process: defense response to other organism.